Molecule: messenger RNA, 3432 nt
Organism: Micropterus dolomieu (smallmouth bass)
Lineage: Eukaryota; Metazoa; Chordata; Actinopteri; Centrarchiformes; Centrarchidae
Exons: 2
Coding region: 891-2147 (418 amino acids)
Biological process (GO): DNA integration
Molecular function (GO): nucleic acid binding
Source: RefSeq, a predicted model, not a curated record
CUGCCUGGAACACUCCCAUUUUGCCUGUAGAAAAACAUGGUACUGGUAAGUACCGCAUGGCACCUGACUUGAGAUCCAUCAAUUCUAUCCUAGCCACUCCCUCAAACAAAAGCUCACUCAGGCUGCUGAUCUGGCACUUCCCGAUUAUUCACUUCCUUUCACAUAGAUGUUUCUGAAACAGAGGGGGUGGUGAAUGGAGUUUUGUUUCAGAAAAAGGGGGAGAGAGAAGGGUGCUCGUGUACAUCGGUGUAAUGCUAGGUACCAUGGAAAAACGCCAUCCCAGGUGCACACAACAUGCUGUAGGGGUGGCAAAAAUCAUUUUGAAAACAGCACACAUAGUCAUGGGACAUCCACUAAAAGUACUCACAUCACAUAGUCUCGAAUGUCAACUCACAGAUUUUUACAAUGACAUCCCUAAGACAGCAGCGACUGAGUAAGGUGCUGGAGGCACCAAAUUUGAGUUUCACACAUGAGGGGAUUAACAUGGCAGACAGGAUGGGAGUAGGGACUCCCCACAUGUGCGAACAGGAAGUGACCAAAGAGGAAAAAGUGAGGCCAAGUUUGCAGGCACAGCCACUCCAAGGCUCAGAAGAACUGUUCACAGAUGGUUGCUGUUUUGGACAUGAAAUAGAAGGACUGAAGGCAGGAUAUGCAGUUGUCAGAAGAGAGGGGCAUACAUAUAAAACAGUGAAGGCAGAAAGGUUGAAGGGACAGCAGUCAGCGCAAAGGGCAGAGCAGUAAUAGAGGCACUGAAGCAAGAGGAAGAAAAAAAGAUAACCAUCUACACCGGCUCAACGUAUGCUGCAGGGGCAGCCCAUGUAGAGCUGGGACAAUGGAAAAGAGCAGGGUUUCUCAUCGCUGGAAACAAACCAAUAAAACAUGAGGAAGAAAUGAAGGAACUAGCCGAAGCCUUGCUCCUCCUGAGUGAAGUAGCAAUUGUCAGGUGCAAAGGGCAUGACACCACAAACACACCAGUGGCCAAAGGAAAUCAAGCAGCAGACCAGGCUUCUAAGCAAGUGGUGGGAUAUUCCCCCUCACUACAAAUGAUAAGCACAGAGGAGGAAGUGCAACAACACACAAGCCUCACCGAGGAACACGUCAAACAGUGUCAACAAAAGGCCUCUCCACAGGAGAAAACAGUGUGGAAACAAAGAGGAGCGACAGAAACUGGUGGUCUCUGGAGAGGACCAGAUGGGAGAUUAGUUCUUCCCCCUACCAUCAGACAGAAGGUACUGGAAGAGGCUCACGGAGUAGGACAUGUUGGUCCUGUCCAGAUGAGCAGGCAUUUGUGCCAUUGGUGGCAUCCAUAUCUGACAGACAUGACAAAGGAGUUCGUGCGAGGGUGUCAGGUAUCUAUGGUGUAUAACCCGAGGCCAACAGUGAAACCGGAAAUGGGCACAUUUCUAAUGAUCACUAGGCCAGGGCAUGAAAUUUCCAUCAAUUACACAGACAUGGUGGACAGAGGGUACAGGUACGUAUUGAUGUGCAUUGACACCUUCACAGGAUGGCCAGAGGCAUGGCCUACAAAAAAGGAAGACAGCAAAUCGGUGAUUAAAUGUUUGAUUAAUCACUACAUUCCAAGACAUGGGUUUCCGGAAAAAAUCAGAUCUGACAAUGGUACACACUUUAAGCACACACAUCUCCAGCAGGUGGAGACAAUGUUGGGGUUGAAGCCUGCAUUUGGUACAGUGUAUCACCCACAGUCACAGGGAAAGGUUGAGAGAAUGAACCAGAACAUUAAAGGUAAAUUGGCUAAAAUCUGUGCACAGACAAAAUUAAACUGGGUGGAUGCAUUACCACUAGCUCUGAUGUCAGUCAGGAGCUCUGUGAACCAGAGAACAGGGUUUACUCCAUAUGAGUUAUUGACAGGAAGACACUUUCCAGGCCCAGGAGCUGGACUGAAAAUGCAAGAAGGGUUUGAAAAUAAGGUGUCCCACAGAGCAUAUUUUAAUGAACUGCAAGCUCUCGUUUCAGGUUUCUCCAACCAGGGGGGUGAGAGAAGCACACACGGGAAGCAGUACACAGUGCCACAAGCUGACUGGGUGCUGCUGAAGGUGAUAAAACGGAAGUGGUCGGAGCCAAGGUGGACAGGACCAUUCCAGGUGGUGGAGAGAACAUCUCACCUAACCCAAAGAGAGGAGUGUUAAAAUGGGGAUGCGGGGAAAUCCUAGGCUGUUGGCUUUGUCCAAAGGGUGAUCACCACCGCUGCGGAGAAGAGAGAUGGUCAGCACAUGCAUAUGAUGCCCCUGUUGACAAACGCAGCUGAUGAUGAGCACCAGGCGGAUCAACUCCAAUUUGAGGAGUGAUCUCUUAGAAGAGAUCAAAAGGGGGAAAAUGUGGAUAUACAACACAACCCUGCAGUGAUAUUGCAUGAUAUGAUUGUCUUAUAUGCUUACUUAUUACUUAUGAUUGCUCAAUGAUACUCAAUAUUGUGUGACAUGCUUAUCUUGGGUAACUCAGCAGUUAAGACAGUUAGAGGCUUUUGCUGAAUAACAGGAAACCAGGGCCUGACCACAAUACACUCUGACACACUUCACACUUUUCUUAAUACAGUCACACACACACACACACUCACAUGACAGCCCUUAAGGCACACUAGAAGUAUUCUAUUCUAUUCUAUAUUCAAGUGUUUUGUUGUGUUUACGUUAAAAUUAUACAUUUUCAUGUAGGGGUCUGCAGUACACUGAUAUAAAUUAUACACAAGCAACAACGGGGUCUUAAAAGUAUUUAAAGUCUUAAAUUUCAUAUUCCAAAAAUAAGGCCUUAAAAGUCUUAAAUUUCAUUACCAAAGUAUUAAAUUUCAUUUACCAUGGUCUUAAAUUUUUUCUUGUCCUUUCGUAGUGUUCAAUUAAUGCCGUAACGUGAUAAGUUAAUACUUUGUGUGUGUGAGACUUCAUAAUAUACUCGUUUGGUGUGACUGAUACAGCAGUGCAGGUAACGUUACUGUUUACGUCAGUGUUAAGCUUUACGAUCUGGACUGUGAAGUGUUCACGGUGCAAGAACUCUGGCAGUUGUUAGAAAAGAAAAUGUCUCAGACGUGCUACUAACGUUAGCUCGACGACUCAGAAUGUGCAAGAGUCUUAAAUUCAGAAAGCCAGAAAUACAAACAAAUUGGCGGACGAGUCUGAGGGCAGUGGCGCUGAGGUUAGCACAACAAGCUGAUGGGCGUGAGAGCCAGUCACACUGUGGCAAGUCAAUACUAUAUAAUACAAUAUUUCAAGCAGCCUUUAGAUGCUUUAGAAAAACAAAACAGGAUGAAUAAUCACUGAAACAAUUGGCAUAUAUUACUUUACCUUAUCUAGCGAAGGUGUAACUAAUUGCAACAAACCACACAAUUUGUUAGUAUUUUUGAUUUCACCCCUUAAGAGUUCUUCGUGCACAAAUAUUGUAUUAAUUUCAUAGGUGUCAUUUACACUGUUCAAAAAAAGUUUA